This is a messenger RNA of Striga hermonthica, 525 nucleotides long. Lineage: Eukaryota; Viridiplantae; Streptophyta; Magnoliopsida; Lamiales; Orobanchaceae. The record is from the annotation of a GenBank genome assembly.
AUGGGUGCUUCUUCCUCUUCAGUUUCAGUCCCCCCACAAAAUUCGAUCCACGAUUUCAACGUCAAGGACAGUAAAGGCAAUGAUGUGAAUCUGAGUGUUUAUAAAGGCAAGGUCUUGCUUGUUGUUAAUGUCGCGUCCAAAUGUGGGUUCACGAACUCAAAUUAUACACAGAUGUCUGAGCUUUAUUCCAAGUACAAGGAUAAAGGUUUUGAGAUAUUGGCCUUCCCGUGCAAUCAGUUCUUGUAUCAAGAGCCAGGCUCAAGCCAAGAAGCAGAACAAUUUGCUUGCACAAGAUUCAAAGCUGAGUAUCCCAUCUUUCAAAAGAUAAGAGUGAAUGGGCCAAAUACAGCACCUGUGUAUAAGUUCCUUAAGGCAAGUAAAGGUGGUUUUUGCGGGUCUCGCAUAAAAUGGAACUUCACCAAAUUUCUAGUUGACAAAGAUGGUCGUGUGAUCAAACGUUAUGGGACUUCUACCCCACCCUUGGCAAUCGAGGGUGAUAUAAAAAAAGCUCUCGGUGAAGAUUGA